Molecule: messenger RNA, 554 nt
Organism: Lethenteron reissneri (Far Eastern brook lamprey)
Lineage: Eukaryota; Metazoa; Chordata; Hyperoartia; Petromyzontiformes; Petromyzontidae
Gene: LSM6
Product: LSM6 homolog, U6 small nuclear RNA and mRNA degradation associated
Biological process (GO): mRNA splicing, via spliceosome; maturation of SSU-rRNA
Cellular component (GO): U4/U6 x U5 tri-snRNP complex; nucleolus; P-body
Molecular function (GO): RNA binding
Source: RefSeq, a predicted model, not a curated record
UAAAAAUCGCGCUCCGCCCUCCCCCCCCCCCGUCGCCCCUUGAGCCUCGUCGGGCACCGUCCCCGCCAUCCCCGCCAUCCGCAGGCCCCGACAUCGCGACAAAAACCUACCAAGACUUCUGACCACAAUGAGUUUGCGGAAACAAACCCCAAGCGAUUUUCUGAAGCAGAUCAUCGGUCGCCCUGUGGUGGUGAAACUCAACUCAGGGGUGGAUUACAGAGGGGUUCUGGCCUGCCUCGAUGGCUACAUGAACAUCGCCCUGGAGCAAACGGAAGAGUAUGUCAAUGGACAACUAAAGAACAAAUAUGGUGAUGCCUUCAUCAGAGGAAACAAUGUCCUUUACAUUAGCACCCAGAAGAGGAGAAUAUGAGGUGCAAGUUACAACAAGAUCCAGCAGUGAAAAAAAGAAAAGGAUCAAAUCUGUGCUCUGAUGUGCAUCACCUGUAUUUUACUUUUUGAAAAAUAUCAAGAAUUUAGUAUUUUUAUAUUCUUUGUAAAAGUGCAAGGUAGUUAUUUACUGCAUCUAAAGUCAAACCAUUUUUUGUCAAUCUAAA